Closterium sp. Naga37s-1 is the source of this 1419-nucleotide messenger RNA. Lineage: Eukaryota; Viridiplantae; Streptophyta; Zygnematophyceae; Desmidiales; Closteriaceae. The record is from the annotation of a GenBank genome assembly.
AUGGCGGACCACCCGGACGCCAUUGAACGACCUGAUGACCCCGGCGAUGAACCCGCUCAUCGUUCGCCAAUUGAUCUGUCCGCGGCCGUUACCGGGCUGGAUCUGCUAUUCUCCAACUUAGCGGCAGUAGAUAACCAUGGAAAGGCGCCUGCAGUCGCGCCGACCGUCGAUGUUCCAUUUGAACCCAUCGACGAGCCUCUGUGUCCCUCCCCUACUGCGCCCGUGUUGGAGCAAGACAGCUCCAACCCUUCAGGUGAAGAAAUCGCGGCGGUGCCAGUGGCUAAGAAGUCCGCCAGGUACACGCAGUCAACGCUGCCGUGGCCCAAGAAGGGAGGUCCCGCUGGUGCAACACCGGCUUCGCCAGCCGACCAACUGUCGACGCCCGCGACCGCAGGCACGCAGGCGUCGCCCUCAACACCUGGGCCUUCUAAACCGGCAGGGCCAGACGCAACCUACGCGGAGGCUCUGUAUAAGUACAAAAGCGAGUGGCUCGAGCGGUUUUCUUGGCUUAUUCUGCUAAAAAAAGCUGACGGUUUCCCCGCUUUCAAGUGCAGCAUCUGUACGGAGCACGCAGGCUACGCUGGACCGUGUGGGAGAGGCGGAAAGGGCGCCACAGACGUUCAGACGCAGGCGUUCAAACGGCAUGCGGCAACUACCAAGCACAAGGAGGCGUUGAAACACCAGCAGAAGCUUCUCGACGACGUCGCUACGCAGCCACGGAUCAACGGCGACAAUCUCGCUCGCGACACGGAGAAGGAGCGGGUCGUCAAGCUCCUCGACUCCCUGCUCUUCGUGACCAAGCAAGAUGCACCCAUAGAGUUAUGGGUGAAUCUUGUGCGCUACCUCGCGCGACUCAAGGUGCCCGGGUUCCCAGCAAAAGGCUACGGAACCUAUUAUACUACGGAGGCCCUCGCAGCAAAGGACGCCGCUGAACAACUCCCCGAGUUCGGCAUGGUGGACUCCCUGCUCUGCCAAGUGGCAGAGCAUUUGGGGCGUUCUGGCCCGUGGCAUCAACGCUUCAUUGGCCUGCAGGAGGUGUUCACGAAAACAAACCUGGAGCUACAAGGGAUCCACGACGUCCGCUGGCUCUCCCGCGGUGACGCCAUUCUGCGCGCGGUAGAGGUCUUCCCCGCGCUGAUCGUGAUGCUGUAUGAGUGGGACAUCACCCUCUACGAGCUCGCCACGAGCUACAGGUUUCACUUUCUGCUAUACUUCCUUGCAGACGUCCUCGAGCAGCUCAAUGUGCUGAACAGGGCAUUCCAGCAGCGUGAGCUGGACAUUGCAAGUGUCCACGGGCAGAUCCGCCGGUCGAUUUCAUUCCUAGAGUCCCGCUACGUCGACUGUGGUGACGACUUUGGAGGCGGGGUGAGCGCGCGCCUCUCCCCGUUCAUCAAGAAGCACGGGCUGUUAAAGUACUAG